GUUAAGCGUGUUAGAAAUUUUUGUGUUAAUAUUAUUGAAAAGUAACAUAAAAUUGUUCAGUGACUUUAUAAAAUGGCAAGUAAGAGGCGUCAAAGGGCAGGAUGUGCCUGCUGCACAGGUUUAUCCUCACCAACCAAAUCACCAAGCAAUUCUGGCAACCAGCCAAAACUGGUUGAAUACGAUAACCAUAGUCCGUGCUCUCAUGAAAGUUGCAGAGUCUAUGGCGUCCAUGAUGAUCCCUAUAUACGACCCUUUGAUCCCAAGGAAUGUGAGAGUAAUGGUCGAUCCUAUAUUGACAAAUCCUUGGGCUUCCCACUUGGUAUUGUGACUGGCACUGUGGCAACAAAGACGGGCACGCCAAAUAUCGAAUCAGUUCGAUUUGCAAGCAAUUUAAAGGCAUUCGCAACUACCUAUUUUACAAGGCGCACCGAAUGGAAUCCUGAAUUGAUCGAUCAGAUUGUCGCCGAGGGACAAAUCUUGUACAGCGAUUCAGAAGCCAUGGAGUUUCCCAAUGCGAACGUAUAUCCAGAGGUAUAUGAUGAUAAUGAACAGGCUGUAACGCGACACUUUAAGAUAAAAGACAUUGAAUUUGCCAUGGAAUUGGAUGCACCCUUUGAACUGUAUGGAAUUCAGAAUAUAAUCGGACGUUUGCGUCGAAUUAUGAAUGCCUACUUUAGAAGGCAUAAGACAGCGGUAUUUUGGACCCCCAAUUGGUAUUUGCUAAUAUGGAAAGAUGCCGGCGUUUGGAUGGUACUCGAUUUAAACGGACGCGAUAAGGAUACGUUAAAAAUCAAUAAUGAUGGUGGCUUCCCAGUACUGCUAGCCAUGCGAUCCCUGGAUAAUGUCAUCCAUUUGAUCAAGGAGGAGAGUAAUCUCGAAAAGACGGAUCCAUUUACGCUGCGUGAUAUUUUAGUUGUUAGAUUGGUAACGCCGGGUGCAAAUGGACGCAGUCAGGAACGCGAUUUCGGACCACGUAUGAGUGAAUUUGAUGUAAUUGCCUCCGACUAUGCGUAUCUCAAGUCCAAUCUGCAUUUGACGCUCAAUCCAAAGGAUGCGCUCCGUAAUCGCAGCGCUUUACCGGUCGCUGUCGCCACAGCAUUGGCUUCCAAAAUCGAUCAUCCGGCCACUUGGGAUGCGAAAACCUACGACAAAGUUAUUUGCUACGGUGUUAACAUGUGCAAGAAUUGCUGGGAACCAUGCACGGAUAUUAAUCAGCCAAUGGAUUUGGAUACAUUUCCGCGGCAAAUUCGUUUGGGACAAUUUGUAGCCGAGGUAAUGCUCACACCGAAUGUCUACGAGGGAUGGUGGAAGUGUGUACCCAUGUACAAAUAUAAUGACUUUCAUUUAAUGCUUGAAAAGGCGUUGUCCGAAAACGAUUAUGUCAUCUUUCAGAUCAACAAUCAAAUGUAUUCGCUUUGGAAAAAGGGUGAAUUCAUUUAUUUAAUGGAUCCCUAUCGCCAUAACAUUGUUGGCCGCAUUCUUGAGGAGGGCGAGGAUCCCAAAAGUGCAUCAGUUCGCAUGUUUGGCAAUAUGGAUCGGCUUCUUAGCGUAUUUCAUCAGAUAUUGCUUGAAUCGAAUCGCUCAGCAAUAUUUCAUAUACACACGUUGCGUAUACGCAAUAUCACGGAAUGUCCACCUGGUACAGCGCCAAUGCUACUACCACCUGAUCAGGACAUCGAAGUUGCUUCGCUUAAUGAAAACAUACGCUUUGAUGAAAGCUAUGACAAAUGUCUUGAGGAACUGGGCGUGAUCAGUGACUAUGAGGAAGACUUGGCUUCCGAAAUUGAGCCGAUCGAGGAGGUCAGCUCAUCCGAAGAAAUGGUCGAGGAGGAAGAAGGCGGCGAAGCAGGUCCUGGUGAAGGUGGCGAAGAUGAUGAUGCGGACGAGGAUUAAACAAAUCAAAUAUUUGCUUGUCAUGUUUGGAUCAAUAAAUUUCAUUUGUUAAAAUA
Molecule: messenger RNA, 1949 nt
Organism: Drosophila innubila
Lineage: Eukaryota; Metazoa; Arthropoda; Insecta; Diptera; Drosophilidae
Exons: 2
Coding region: 73-1893 (606 amino acids)
Source: RefSeq, a predicted model, not a curated record